AUGAGCAAAAGAAGUGGUGCUGCUAUGGCUGUAAAUCUUAAUUCAAAGAAACCAAAGCACUGGUCGCUGGGUUUACUAGAAAGUAUGAAAGAUCCCGAAUGUAUUGUGAUAAAGUCAAAACAAGUUGUUGUUAUCAAAGAUAAAUAUCCCAAAGCCAAAAUUCACUACUUGGUGCUGCCUGAAGCUGAUAUUAAUAGUAUUUAUGCGUUAGAUAAGAGUCAUAUAAAACUUCUGGAGGAAUUUGGAGAAAUAUUUGAAGAGAUUAAAAAAGAUGAAAAACUGCCAUUAAAAGCCGGUUUCCACGCGGUUCCCAGUAUGCAAAGGCUACAUAUGCACAUCAUAAGCACAGAUAUGGUAUCGCCUUGUUUAAAAACAAAGCUGCAUUGGAAUAGCUUUACUACUAAGUUUUUUAGACCAUAUGCAGAUGUUUUAGAAGAAUUAAAAGAGAAAGGAUGUAUUACAAAAAUGGCACCAGAAUUAGUACUAAGUUUUAAAUCAAGUGAACUUCAAUGCAACCAAUGUUCAUACAAACCAAAAACAAUGCCACAACUUAAAGAACAUUUACUAACACAUAUAAAAAAGGAGAACAAUUGA
Messenger RNA from Spodoptera littoralis (African cotton leafworm), 594 nucleotides. The record is from the annotation of a GenBank genome assembly. Lineage: Eukaryota; Metazoa; Arthropoda; Insecta; Lepidoptera; Noctuidae.